Messenger RNA from Brassica oleracea var. oleracea, 988 nucleotides. Its product is annotated as nudix hydrolase 12, mitochondrial-like. Lineage: Eukaryota; Viridiplantae; Streptophyta; Magnoliopsida; Brassicales; Brassicaceae. Bases 256 to 882 code for a protein of 208 amino acids. Gene Ontology annotation, cellular component: nucleus; cytoplasm. The transcript has 5 exons. Gene Ontology annotation, molecular function: pyrophosphatase activity. The record is from RefSeq and is a predicted model, not a curated record.
ACUCCUCUCUCCCUAAAAAUAGAGAGAACGUACAAACAAGAAGAUUUUUUUUUUUUUUAAAGUUAAUUUUGGAAAAUAAAAAACGAGAGUUGUUGUUUCUCGCGAAUAUGAAGAUGAAAUGAUAUCCCAUGAUGAUGAUCAUGUUUCUUAAUAAACCCUAAUAAUCAAGAAGAGAGGGCUUUUCAAGAACGUAACAGACAGCAUUCUCUUUUUUUUUUUGGUUUUGUGUUGAAAUCUUUUGUUGCAGAUUCAUCAAUGUCGGUUCUUUCAUCUCGGACAGGACGAGAUCGUCAACGUUACGACAACAACUUUCGUCUCGUUUCUGGAUGCAUUCCGUAUAGGCUGAUCAAAGACGAGGGAAGUGAAGAAGACACAAGUGUUGAAUUUGUAAACAAGCUUCAACUUCUCAUGGUUUCAUCUCCUAAUCGCCAUGAUCUUGUCUUCCCAAAGGGAGGAUGGGAAGAUGAUGAGACAGUUCUUGAAGCUGCUUCUCGUGAAGCCAUGGAAGAGGCUGGAGUUAAAGGAAGCCUUAGAGAAGUUCCUUUAGGAGUUUGGGAAUUUAGAAGCAAAAGUAGUAGUUGUAAUGAGGAGGAUGAAUGCUUUGGUGGAUGCAAAGGAUAUAUGUUUGCGUUAGAGGUAACCGAAGAACUAGAGGAAUGGCCGGAACGUGAGAAUCGUGAGAGGAAAUGGUUGAAUGUUAAAGAAGCAUUAGAGCUGUGUCGGUAUGAGUGGAUGCAGAGAGCACUUGAAGAGUUUAUAAGAGUAAUGCAAGAAGAAGAAGAAGAAAUAAAAUUGAGAACAGAGGAAGAGACAGUGCAGGAUGAUUCUUCAAAGCUAGAGGAGUGUCAAAUAGAUCCUUGUUAUUGUUUUGUAGUUAAUUAGUUCUUUUUCAAUCUUUAUUUUUAGCUUUUGGAUUCAGUUGAAAAGCGGCUUCUAAUACUAAUGUAAACAAGUUGAAACAUAAAAAGCAAACAUGACUUCAGUUGCA